Messenger RNA from Anthonomus grandis grandis, 549 nucleotides. RefSeq lists its product as uncharacterized. The record is from RefSeq and is a predicted model, not a curated record. Lineage: Eukaryota; Metazoa; Arthropoda; Insecta; Coleoptera; Curculionidae. Gene Ontology annotation, biological process: sleep; regulation of synaptic transmission, cholinergic; positive regulation of voltage-gated potassium channel activity. The transcript is spliced from 3 exons. Bases 93 to 494 code for a protein of 133 amino acids.
UGAUAAAAAAAAAUCUAUAAAUUUUUCCCUGAAACGACCGAAAGGGAACAAUCGUUUCUGCCGUGCGUCAGUGCGUUAAGAAGAGAGAAAAAAUGAUUGCUAAGAUUUCUUUUGUGGCCGUUUUGGUACUGGGAGUGUACCUAAGCUUAACUCCGAGUGGAGCAGCUGGGAAUCUGAUGUGCUACAACUGCACGUCCAUCGGUAGCAACAGCUCCUGUAGCGACCCACUAAGCAGCGAUGCCGACAUGACCACUUGCGCUGACAGCAGCGAGAAGUGUGCAAAGGUCACCUUCGAAGUUGGCAACAAUACUUUCUGGAACAGAUUCUGUAGCAACGCCACUUGCGAUCAGCUAAAGCAGUUGGCUCCCAGUGGUGCUGAGAUAAGCAACUUCGAAUGUUCCCAGUGCAGCAGCGACCAUUGUAACGCAGCUGGUAGUUUUGGGGUGUCCCUCGUAGCUGUCGCGGUCGCUUUGAUCGUCUCCAAACUGUUUUAAGGUUAUACGAGGGGAUGUUCGAAGAAAUUUAAUAAAGCGUUAAUUUAAACAUGAA